AGCCCCAACACCUUGCCAGAUCCACAAUGGCUGACAGGAGGAGGAAAUGUUCUAGAAAGGGAGGUGCCCAGAAGUGGGAGGGCUGAUUCUUCUUCUCUUUCACUUUUUCAGCUGCCUCAGGGCACACUGGACUGGCUGAGCUGGCAAGGGUUAGGGAGCCAAUUUCUUCCUAACCCCAGGGUGGCCAGAUUGGACAGGCUCUAACCUUGUAUUUGCAACCUGGGGAGAGGGCAUAUCUGAGGUACAAAGUGCAGUUUUUUUGGAAGUGAGGAAUCUGUGAAACGUUCCCUACUUCUUGCCCCAAGCUAGCCAUGGCUCCAAAACGAAAGUCUUCAGCGCAGCCGGUGGGCUCCAAGAAGAAGCCACGGGGGACAGGGGAGGAGGAUAGCUUCCGGUCCACUGCCGAGGCUCUCCGAGCAGCUCCUGCGGAUAAGCACAUCAUCCGUGUGGACCCCACAUGUCCAUUCAGCGGUAACCCCGGAAUUCAGGUCCAUGAGGACUAUGACUGUACCCUGAACCAGACCAACAUCGGCACCAACAACAACAAAUUCUACAUCAUCCAGCUGCUCGAAGACGAUGGCGGCUUCCUGUGCUGGAACCACUGGGGCAGAGUGGGAGAAGUGGGCCAGAGUAAGACGAACCACUUCACCUGCCUGGAGGAUGCAAAGAAGGACUUUAAGAAGAAAUUUUGGGAGAAGACUAAGAAUAAAUGGGAGGAGCGGGACCACUUCGUGGCCCAUCCCAGCAAGUACACACUUAUAGAGACGAAGGGAGAAGCAGAGACCCAAGAGGCUGUGGUGAAGGCCUUCUCUCUUCAGGUGGACGGAGGCCCCGUGAGGACUGCGAUGAAGCCCUGCUCCUUAGACCCCGCCACUCAGACGCUUAUCACCAACAUAUUCAGCAAAGAGAUGUUCAAGGACGCGAUGAGCCUCAUGAACCUGGAUCUGAAGAAGAUGCCUUUGGGAAAGUUGAGCAAACAGCAGAUUGCUCGGGGCUUCGAGGCCCUAGAGGCUCUAGAGGAGGCCAUGCAAAGCCCCCCAGGUGGCGGCCAGAGCCUAGAGGAGCUGUCCUCCACCUUCUACACCCUCAUCCCGCACAACUUCGGCCGCACCCGGCCCCCGCCUAUCAACUCCCCUGAGAUUCUUCGAGCCAAGAAGGACAUGCUGCUGGUGCUAGCGGACAUCGAGCUGGCCCAGACCUUGCAGACAGCCCCCGGGGAGGAGAAAGUGGAAGAGGUGCCACACCCACUGGACCGGGACUACCAGCUCCUCAGGUGCCAGCUUCAGCUGCUGGACUCUAGAGGACCCGAGUACAAAGCAAUAGAGACCUACCUGGAACAGACUGGUAAUGACUACAGAUGCCCAACUCUACAACAUGUGUGGAAAGUGAACCGAGAAGGGGAGGAAGACAGAUUCCAGGCCCACUCCAAACUGAGCAAUCGGAGGCUGCUGUGGCAUGGCACCAAUGUGGCCGUGGUGGCUGCUAUCCUCACCAGUGGGCUCCGAAUCAUGCCACACUCGGGUGGUCGUGUUGGCAAGGGCAUCUAUUUUGCCUCGGAGAACAGCAAGUCAGCCAGCUAUGUUACUGCCAUGCACUGUGAGGGCCACCAGGUGGGCUACAUGUUCCUGGGCGAGGUGGCCCUCGGCAAAGAGCACCACAUCACCACCGAUGAUCCUAGCCUGAAGAGUCCACCCCCUGGCUUUGACAGUGUCAUCGCCCGAGGCCAGACAGAGCCUGAUCCCAGGCAGGACAUCGAACUGGAGCUGGAUGGGCAUCGGGUAGUGGUGCCUCAAGGUCGGCCUGUGCCAUGCCCAUCGUUCAAAAGCUCCAGCUUUAGCCAGAGUGAGUACCUCAUCUACAAGGAGAGUCAGUGUCGUCUGCGCUACCUGCUAGAGAUUCACCUCUGAGCUGCUUGCCCUCCCCAGGUCCCGCUAGGCUGGACCACAGUCUUCACUCUCCUCUCUCUGACUCUCAUAGCACUCCGUGUGCCUCCCAAGAACAGAGUACAGGCCAGGCACAUUGGCACACACCUAUCGCCUCCGCUACUCAGGAGGCAGAGGCAAGGAAAACUCUUUACCCUGAGAUUUGGAGGCCAGCCUGGGCUACAUAGGAAGACAUGUCUCAAAGGAAAGAAAAAAAUUACAGUCACGAGCCAAAACCAAAUAACAAUGUUUUGAAGCAGGCAAAGACGAUUCAUGCCUGUGAUCCCAGUACUUGGGAGGCUGAGGCAGGAGAAUCACUGUGAGUUCAACGUCAGCCUGGGCUAAAUAGUGAGUUCCAGGCUAGCCUGAGCUACAGAGUGUAACCGUGCCUCAAAAGUAUAAAAGCCAAUGCUCUGAUCAAUGAUGGACUGCAUAAUCUAAGUUUAUAUCACCUAGUGAUACUGAUAUCUUCUCAGUCUGUGUAAACAUAAUCUACACACAGUGACAGGCCACAUGGUGACAUGCUCCUGAGACUGUGUCACUACCAUCAAGUGAAGAAUGGCUAUGCAUUGUCAUCAUCUGUGGUCUCUGAGUUGU
This is a messenger RNA of Acomys russatus (golden spiny mouse), 2519 nucleotides long. RefSeq names its product poly(ADP-ribose) polymerase family member 3 (gene Parp3). Gene Ontology annotation, molecular function: NAD+ poly-ADP-ribosyltransferase activity. The record is from RefSeq and is a predicted model, not a curated record. Lineage: Eukaryota; Metazoa; Chordata; Mammalia; Rodentia; Muridae. Gene Ontology annotation, cellular component: site of double-strand break.